CUGGUGCCACAUGCCUCUGGUAGCGAGCGCCAUUGUGAUUUUCAAGUGUCAUUUGCCUUCGACAGCUCGCUUUAUUACGGUUUAACGAUCUCUCUACUGCAAAUCCUUCAAACUUGGUUACUGGUCAUUGUUAAGGAAGGCUGUUUUGGGAGAUCUGUCCCUCAAUGAACCGCGAACCGUGCAAUUUUGUGGCCAGCUUUGCGAUAAACUGAUUCCGGAGUUGGUUGGGUGUAAGGUGGUUUGAAAGCAACUCUCCAUCAUCAUGAAUACAGCUCGUUUGACCAGGAUGUAACCGGAGUUGAUAAAUCGGAAAGAUCUGCUAGCUGCCUCCAAUGAAUUAUGAGUUCGCAUAGACCGAGGACAACAUCAUUUGCCGAAACCAACAAAAACAACGCGCCAAAUUUCUGCGGCAUGAAAAUCAGCCGGGAUAAAGACGGAAGCAAGAUUACGACAGUCGUUGCAACAACAGGCUCAUUACCCGAUCGUACUCAAGAAAUAAGUUACACGGAUACUAAGGUCAUUGGCAAUGGAUCAUUUGGUGUUGUGUACCAAGCAAGGAUGUGUGAUUCAACGGAGCUUGUAGCCAUUAAAAAGGUCCUACAAGACAAGCGGUUCAAGAACCGAGAGCUACAAAUAAUGAGAAAACUUGAUCAUUGUAAUAUCGUCCGGCUUCGAUGGUUUUUCUAUUCAAGUGGUGACAAGAAAGAGGAGAUCUACCUGAACCUGGUGUUAGAUUUCAUCCCAGAGACAGUCUACAGGGUUGCGCGGCAUUAUAGCAAAGCCAAACAGACCAUACCCAUGCUGUAUAUAAAGUUGUAUAUGUACCAGUUGUUCCGAUCAUUAACAUAUAUACACUGUUUGGGGAUCUGUCAUCGGGACAUUAAGCCACAGAAUCUCCUACUGGAUCCGGAAACUGCAGUACUCAAGCUAUGUGACUUUGGCAGUGCUAAAGUCCUAGUGAAGGGAGAACCCAAUGUGUCCUACAUCUGCUCAAGAUACUAUAGAGCCCCCGAACUAAUAUUUGGCGCCACAGAUUACUCUCCAGAUAUUGAUGUUUGGUCAGCAGGUUGUGUCUUAGCAGAACUCCUCCUUGGACAGCCUAUCUUCCCCGGUGACAGUGGGGUGGAUCAGUUGGUUGAGAUAAUCAAGGUGUUAGGCACGCCUACACGUGAGCAGAUUAAGGAGAUGAAUCCCCAUUAUACAGAGUUCAAGUUCCCUCAAAUCAAACCGCACCCUUGGAAUAAGGUUUUCAGACCCAAGACACCUCCGGAGUCCAUAAACCUGUGCAGUAGAUUAUUAGAGUACACUCCGUCAGGGAGACUAAACGCAAUUGAAUCAUGUGCGCACUGUUUCUUUGACGAGCUCAGGGACCCCAACACGAAAUUGCCAAAUGGAAGAGAUCUGCCACCUCUUUUUAAUUUUACUCCUCAAGAAUUAUCAGUGAAGCCGGCGCUGAACACAAUUUUAAUACCACCUCAUGCACAGCAGCGGGUGUCUAGUGGUAGUGGCACAAGCGGCCAGGGUACACCUAGUAGCAGUAGUACGCCGUCAGUUGUAGACGGUGCUGUGGCGUCCGUCUCUGCUCCAGUCUCUUGAUUCAUGAAUGGAGGGAGACCAAGCAGCAAAAGCUCAAUAUUGUACAGGCGAUCUGUAAAUACUGUCUUUAAUAGGAUACACACUGCAAAAACUCAAGGUUAAAUUUCUCUAUCUUAGAUGAUUUGGGCAUCAGUAUUGUAGGGUCAUUUUUAGCCAUGCAGUCAUAGUACUGUACAUUUUCAUUCAGUUCUGUAUAAAUUAACCCUUCUCUCGCAUACAUACGAUUCCUGUCUUUGCUGGAAAACCAGUAAGGUCUGUUGUAUUUAUGGAUUUUCUCUGAUUGCUGUCAAAAUGAAUUACGUUUGUCAUCAGGACUUUGGACAGGACUAGUAUGAAUGCAUCGAGAGCAAAUGAAAUAAUCGUCUCGGUAGAAGCCGCAUUCUUUUUAGUAUGACUGACUUUUACCCUGUUUCCGAAUUUUAGAAUGGCCAAAGUAGUGGAUGUCAUUUUGUGUGUUAAUUUUGUACUGAAGUUUGUCAGUGUAAACAUGAAUUCAUAUGUAAUAUCUGGGUGCUGGAAAUAUAAACCAAAAUUGUAUUUAAUUUAUAUCUCCUCUCCACCCAAUAUUUAAGCCUUGUAAUAUAAUAUAAUUUUAGUUUCCAAAUACUUCGGGAUGCUUGUUGGGGAUUAGUAAGUCUUUUGAACGGAUAGUCCAUGUGUAAUAUUUGUAAUGUGUUGUUUUUAUUCUAGUCAGUCUUUUAGGUAAAGAUUUGAGAUUAUUCUGUUAUACAUCAAUUUGUGACUAUAUAAAAUACACAGUGGUCUCUGCA
Nematostella vectensis (starlet sea anemone) is the source of this 2366-nucleotide messenger RNA. RefSeq names its product glycogen synthase kinase-3 beta. Bases 340 to 1596 code for a protein of 418 amino acids. The record is from RefSeq and is a predicted model, not a curated record. NCBI's taxonomy places the organism in Eukaryota, Metazoa, Cnidaria, Anthozoa, Actiniaria, Edwardsiidae. Gene Ontology annotation, biological process: signal transduction; negative regulation of canonical Wnt signaling pathway; protein phosphorylation. Gene Ontology annotation, molecular function: ATP binding; protein serine/threonine kinase activity. The transcript is spliced from 9 exons. Gene Ontology annotation, cellular component: cytoplasm; cytosol; nucleus.